UCACGGUAUGUGAGACGUUGAAACCGCGGCGGCCAUGUUUGUUAGUGGACGAUACGUCACUUCCGGCUCAUCGUUCCCCUGGAAACGGAGCAGCGGCAGAAGAGACACUAGCUGAGCCGACGGGGGACAAUAGAGAUGUCCAGCAUGUACGGAAGCACCACGUCACUUUCGAGUAGACGCCAUGUGUCCGAUGAACGUUCGGAACCCCAGAAGCUCCGGCCCAAUGACGAAGAGUCAUUUUACACGUUUUGCCGAGCCGCUUACCUGAGCGUCUUCAAGAGCAGCCUGGAGAACAUCACAGACCGGCAGCAGCUAUGUCUAGCUCUCCAGCGGGGGGAACGGAAUCCGUCUACCAGAACCCUCAGCAAAUACUGGACGGCCAAGACCAAGGAGCUGAAUUUUGAUGAUUUCUGCGCCAUUGUGAAAAAAGAGAAACCUGCUGCAAAAGCCGAUCUCCUGAAAGCCUUCCGGAAACUCGACCCCGCUAACAAAGGAUAUAUCCUGCAUGAUGAGUUCAUUAAGAUCUUUACUACAAAAGGAGAGAAGAUGUCUGCGGAGGAGGUGAGCGCUGUUCUCCGUCUGGCUGAUGUAAAUAGUGGCGGCAGGUUAGACUAUAAUAAGUUCUGUGACGCGUUCUCCAGGACCUGUGACCAAUGUUCCAAGAUGGCAAUGGAGAAAAUGGAGACAAACAGCCGGGCCAAACGCCAGCAGUUUGGAAGCCAGAUCGAAACGUCUCCUGAACGUUCUGCGUCUCCUCGUACCCAGAAGUUUAGUGUUGGUGACACGACUCCACGGAAAGGGGAAAGUAGAUCCUCGCGGCCAUCAUCAGCCCGAAACUACAAAGGGACUGUGUCUACUGUGAUUAAUAUGGGGCCCCUCAAGAGUCCUCGAAACGUGGAACCCAGUGAUCUGCAGGACUGGCCUUGUACCCGCUCGAAAGGUUGCUUUUUCCUGGAAGGGAACGGCAUUGUGAGCCAUCACUACAGGCUGCAGCUGACCCUAAAAUCUACAGUGUAUCUGACCAUUAAGCCCUUAAAUCUCAGCAGAGCUGAAGUCUUACGUCUGGAAAGGUGAACUCGGAGGCGGCUCCUACACCCUGAUACCAUUUACUACAGGCUGCCGGCUGAGGAAGAAUAAGAAACCAGUCACAAAAGAAGCCCGUCUGGUUUAUAGAGACGACAGUGAGGAUUUACAGCUGACCGCUGAGUUUAGAUCGGCUCUGUCAGACGUGUUUGACAUCAUUGAUUUAGACGGGAACGGCUUCCUGAGCCUGGAGGAAUAUAAUUUCUUCGAGUUGCGGAGCAGCGGCGAGAAGUGCGAUGACGACGCCUGGGAGGUUUGUAAAGAGAACUUUGAAACCAAGAAGAACGAGUUAACAAGAAAAGGCUUCACGGAUCUCAACCUGAUGGAGGCCAAUGACCGAGAAGGAGACCCCAGUGACCUGUGGGUGACGCUUCAAUCCAUGGGCUACAAUAAAGCGCUGGAAAUGACAGAGGCCUGUCCUUUUAUCAUCGACUUGUAUGCCGAGAAGACUAAGCCCAAGCUUAAGGCCGUCAGCCUGGAAUCCAGCAGUCGCCUCCUGCAGAAGGUUCUGUGUAAAUCUGUCAUUCUCAAAGGGGACGGAAAACCCAUGGACGGCUGUGAAAACGUCAUCGUCUACACCUAUAAGAACGACACGCGCGUCUCUUCUGUCAUUGAAAACAAGUCUGAUAAGAAGAUUGUGGUGGAGGUAAAUACGGAUCAGAGCAAGAAUUGCGCCAGCAGCCGAGGACUGAACGUGUUUGCUGUAGAAGUGCCAGGAAGAUCGGCCAUGGUAUCUCAGCAUGUCAUGGCCGUCAAUGAGAAGCAGGAGUGGCUGUAUAACUGCGUGCAGAGCGUCCUCUCCUAAAGCCACGGAUGGAAGCUGCUAGUUUUGAUUUUUAGCAGAAUACAUUUUUAUAUUCUAUUUUUUAUUACCAAAGAUUUUCACUCAAUAGGAAAGUGCCAAAUUUCUCCAAUAUAGUGUUUACACGUAUUUAUUGUGCCAAGAUCGCAACGGCGGCUGCUUAAAAGAUAUACCUCCAGUUAUUAGGGGGGGAAAAGGAGAAUUAGCCAGAAAUGACACUGAAGGGAUUCUCAGACGUUCUACCAGCAGUGAUGUCCGACCGUCAUCCACCGUGGACCAGUGCAGAAGUUUCUACUGUCGCGCACCUAUUGAUCACUAUAGUAGCCGAUCAGCGAGGCUUCAGUUCUAGGUAUGGACUCAUUGUGGCUCAUACUAUAGAUAAUAGAUAAUAAAAUGUAUUCAGCACUAAACAGCUGAGAGGGUUUUCCUCUGGCAACAUUUACACACUAUUACAGUGUUUUCAACACAGUGUGCCUCCAGCUGUUGCAAAACUACAACUCCCCGCAUACCCAGACAGCUAAAGUUCUGUCUGCCUCCUUCAGAGGAUCCACACCAUCCCUGAAAGGUAAUUCAAGGCUUCCCUCUCAUAUCAUCCCUUAGUGCAGUGGUCUUCAAACUUCAACCCCCCAACUGUUGCAAAGCUACAACUCCCCGCAUACCCAGAUAGCUAAAGGCCUGUCUGCCUCCUUCAGAGGAUCUACACAGUCCCUGAAAGGUAAUUUAAGGCUUCCCUCUCAUAUCAUCCCUUAGUGCAGUGGUCUUCAAACUUCAACCCUCCAACUGUUGCAAAACUACAACUCCCAGCAUACCCAGACAGCUAAAGGUCUGUCUGCCUCCUUAAGAGGAUCCACACAGUCACUGAAAGGUAAUUCAAGGCUUCCCUCUCAUAUCAUCCCUUAGUGCAGUGGUAUUCAAAUGUCAACCCUCCAACUGUUGCAAAACUACAACUCCCCGCAUACCCAGACAGCUAAAGGUCUGUCUGCCUCCUUCAGAGGAUCCACACAGUCCCUGAAAGGUAAUUCAAGGCUUCCCUCUCAUAUCAUCCCUUAGUGCAGUGGUCUUCAAACUUCAACCCUCCAACUGUUGCAAAACUACAACUCCUAGCAUGCCCGGACAGCCGAAGGCUGUCCGGGCAUGCUGGGAGUUGUAGUUUUGCAACAGCUGGAGACACAGUGUAUGGAAAAUGCUGCCCUAUUAACUAGAUACGCCAUACGUUUCUGAUUUAUGGGGUCCUGGUUCACUCACUUGUCCUGUUUAUGUAUCUCCCUUUCACUAUUAGGAUGUAUUCACACGUGUUAGAAUGCAGACGUGUUGCCCGUUUCAUACAGCGCAUGGGGUAAAAUCCACAGCAAACGCCCCAUGUAAGACAUGGAUUUGUGGUGUAAAGUGAUGUCAGGUAUGAAUUUACCCUAAGGGUAGGGUCAUACGUAACGGAUCCGCUGUGUAUUUCACGCCAGUGACCCGACCCAUAGUGUACCUCCAGUUG
This is a messenger RNA of Hyla sarda, 3371 nucleotides long. It is a transcript of the gene EFCAB7, whose product is annotated as EF-hand calcium binding domain 7. The record is from RefSeq and is a predicted model, not a curated record. Gene Ontology annotation, molecular function: calcium ion binding. Lineage: Eukaryota; Metazoa; Chordata; Amphibia; Anura; Hylidae.